CCUUUCUCGAGAGCCUCUCUCUCUAGAGAAAAUACAAGAAAAUGGCUUCUCUCUUUAGAGAGCUCUCUUUAGGCCACUCUAAGAGAGAUUCCAUCCCACCACCGCUUAAGCCACCGCCAUUAUCCAUAAUGCUCUCUAAACCCACUAUCACCACUACUGAUCUCGGCUCCCCACUAGGCCAACUCGGCACCCAACUCUCCGAUUCCGACCUCCGGUCCACCGCUUACGAGAUCUUCGUCGCCGUUUGUCGUACUUCCUCCGGCAAGCCCUUAACUUACACUCCCAACUCCAAUUCUGACUCACCUACCAACCACUCGACUCACUCCCCUAACUCUCCUGCUUUGCAACGCUCACUCACCUCUGCUGCUGCUAGCAAAAUGAAGAAAGCUUUGGGGCUGAAGUCUCCGGGUUCGGGUUCUAAGAAGAGUCCGGGGUCGGGUCAGGGGAAGAUAAGGAGAGGUUUGACCGUUGGUGAGUUGAUGCGGGCUCAAAUGCGGGUCAGUGAGACUGUGGAUUCUAGGAUUAGAAGGGCUUUGUUGAGGAUUGCUGCCGGUCAGGUUGGAAGGCGAAUUGAGUCGAUUGUUCUUCCACUAGAGCUACUGCAACAGCUCAAGCUUUUGGAUUUUACUGAUCAACAAGAAUAUGAAAUGUGGCAGAAGAGAACCAUGAAAGUUCUUGAGGCUGGACUUCUUUUGCAUCCCCAUGUGCCACUUGAUAAGUCAAACCCUACUUCACAGCGGCUGCAGCAAAUUCUCCAUGGAGCUAUGGAUAGGCCUAUAGAGACUGGAAAGAAUAAUGAGUCCAUGCAAGUGCUUCGCAGUGCUGUUAUGUCACUAGCAAGUAGAUCUGAUGGGUCUCUCUCAGAGAUAUGCCACUGGGCUGAUGGGAUUCCAUUGAAUCUUCGACUCUAUGAAAUGCUUUUACAAGCCUGCUUUGAUGUUAAUGACGAAACAUCUAUAAUUGAUGAAAUUGAUGAACUGAUGGAACACAUAAAGAAGACUUGGACAAUCCUUGGAAUGAAUCAAAUGCUCCACAAUCUUUGCUUCACAUGGGUUUUAUUUCACCGUUUUGUUGCAACUGGCCAAGUAGAAACGGAUCUGCUUGAUGCAGCUGAUGGUCAGCUAGCAGAAGUUGCAAAAGAUGCGAAGACAACAAAGGAUCCGCAAUGCUCCAAGAUUUUGAGUUCUACAUUGAGUUCAAUAUUGGGAUGGGCAGAGAAAAGACUCCUCGCUUAUCAUGACACUUUUGACAGGGGGAAUGCCCAGACCAUGCAGGGAAUUGUUUCUCUGGGGGUGUUGGCAGCCAAGAUUUUGGUUGAGGAUAUAUCUAAUGAGUAUCGCAGAAAGAGAAAAAGUGAAGUAGAUGUGGCUCGUACCAGGAUUGAAACUUACAUCAGAUCAUCACUACGCACUGCUUUUGCUCAAAGAAUGGAGAAAGCAGACUCAAGCCGGAGAGCAUCCAAAAACCAGCCAAACCCUCUUCCUAUUCUUGCCAUCCUUGCAAAGGAUGUUGGUGAGUUGGCAGUUAACGAGAAGCAAGUAUUUAGUCCAAUACUGAAAAGAUGGCAUCCUUUCUCGGCUGGUGUUGCUGUGGCCACGCUUCAUGCUUGCUAUGGAAAUGAGAUAAAACAAUUCAUAUCUAGUAUAGUGGAAUUAACACCAGAUGCCGUGCAAGUGCUUAGAGCCGCAGAUAAACUGGAGAAAGAUCUGGUGCAGAUUGCUGUAGAAGAUUCAGUGGACAGUGAUGAUGGUGGGAAGGCAAUAAUCCGUGAAAUGCCUCCUUAUGAAGCUGAAGUUGCCAUUGCCAAUCUGGUUAAAGGAUGGAUCAAAGCAAGACUAGACAGACUUAAGGAAUGGGUUGACAGGAAUUUGCAACAAGAGGUCUGGAACCCGCAGGCAAAUCAAGAAGGAUACGCUCCAUCUGCCGUUGAAGUUUUGCGGAUUAUUGAUGAAACUUUGGAUGCAUAUUUCCAGCUGCCAAUACCAAUGCAUCCAGCACUGCUACCUGACUUGAUGGCUGGUCUUGACAGAUGCCUUCAGUAUUAUGCAACCAAGGCAAAAUCUGGCUGUGGAUCACGAAAUAAAUAUGUUCCAAAUAUGCCAGCAUUGACCAGAUGUACUGCAGGAUCAAAGUUUGUGUGGAAGAAGAAAGAUAAGUUACCAAACACUCAGAAGAGAAAUUCACAGGUUGUGACAAUGAACGGGGAUAAUUCCUUUGGGGUGCCCCAGCUCUGUGUUCGUAUAAAUACUUUGCACAGAAUCCGAUCAGAGUUGGAUGUAUUAGAGAAGAGAAUAAUAACCCAUUUGAGGAACUCAGAAUCUGCUCAUGCAGAAGACUUUACAAAUGGUUUGGCAAAAAAGUUUGAACUAACACCAGCUGCUUGUAUAGAAGGAGUUCAACAACUAAGUGAGGCUGUUGCUUACAAAAUCAUUUUCCAUGACUUGAGUCAUGUUUUGUGGGAUGGUUUGUAUGUUGGAGAGCUAUCAUCUUCUAGGAUUGAACCCUUUACCCAGGAGCUUGAGCGGAAUUUGCUGAUCAUUUCAAACACAAUACAUGAAAGAGUUCGGACACGAAUUGUUACCGACAUAAUGAGAGCUUCCUUUGAUGGAUUCCUGUUUGUUUUGCUUGCGGGAGGCCCUUCUCGUGCUUUCACGCUCCAGGACUCUCAGAUAAUAGAGGAUGAUUUCAAUUCCCUUAAAGAUCUAUUUUGGGCCAAUGGGGAUGGCCUGCCCGCCGAUUUGAUAGACAAGUUUUCAACCACAGUCAGAAGUAUCCUUCCCCUUCUCAAAACAGAUACAGAGAGUCUAGUUGAGCGUUACAGACGUGUAACCUUGGAGACAUAUGGCUCUUCUGCGAGGUCUAAACUUCCAUUACCUCCAACUUCAGGGCAGUGGAAUCCUACUGACCCAAACUCGCUUCUCCGUGUGUUGUGUUACCGGAAUGAUGAAGCAGCAUCAAAGUUUCUCAAGAAGAACUACAAUUUACCCAAGAAACUGUAACACACUGAGGUGAUGUACAUGGUAACUAAGCAGGCCUUGUCCUGUGGUUCUACUUGUCUUUGGCGAAGAUGACCCGAACAAAAUCCUCCCCAUGGCAUGCUUGGAAAAUCAGGACUGCCUUGGGAAGCUGCAGUGAAAUUGUAUAGUACUCUGUCAGUUAAUUCCAGUCGCUCUUUACCAGGAUCAGCAAUCCAGAAUGAAGAAAAAUUGAUAGGGGAUGAGUCUUGCCAAGCUUGCUUGGUGACCAAAAUGGUAGAAGAUCCAGGACUAUUUAUUUGACUAUAGCUCACCUUCUUCAGCCCUACAAUUUUAUCUUUUUUUGUCUAUUCUCUGCUGCAUUUUUUUCUUUUGACCUUUCCGAGGUUCUUUUUUCUUUUCUCGAUAAAUUCAAUGUUAGCGAGUAGUAGUUCUUUAUUAAACGGUGCAGUCCUGGUAUAGCUUCAUUAUGUUGAUUGUAGUGCUUGUAUUCUUUUGUUAGUAUAAAGGCAUUGGUUGAUUUGUUUCCC
This is a messenger RNA of Populus trichocarpa (black cottonwood), 3505 nucleotides long. Its product is annotated as protein unc-13 homolog. Lineage: Eukaryota; Viridiplantae; Streptophyta; Magnoliopsida; Malpighiales; Salicaceae. The transcript is spliced from 5 exons. The record is from RefSeq and is a predicted model, not a curated record. Bases 42 to 2999 code for a protein of 985 amino acids.